AAUGAACAGCAGCAGCAUGACGUCGUGCGUGUCUUGAUUGGAUAGGUGUGCUUAUCGAAUUUUAUGAGCUAAAAAAAGUACACAGUCAACUGCCCCAUUGCGUAAAAGCGUUGCGUAAAACACCGCUCAUAGUUAUAUGUUUUGAGUUCGCGACACAGUAAAAGGGAUUGGUGGGGCAUAUGUGGUUUAUUUAUUAUCAGUGUUAAAAUGUUGACAGAAACAGAAAGGAACUAGGUACUGAAUAAUCAGGGUUUGAUUCCACCAAACUCCAAGAUUUGGUAUCAAUAUUUUUGUCAUCUGUGUGUUUAUUAUUUUUUUAUUGGCCUGGAACUAUGAGAUCAUUUCUUAAGAAUUGAAGUGAGUCAAUCCAAAGAUGUCCUCCAUACUUGCAUUGAGAGCUUAUGGAUCAGACAGUAAUGAUUCAGGAGAGGAUGAAGAUGCAUUGACUGCCCAUCUCAAACCAAUCACAUCUUCAGAAAGCUUGACUUCGGUCAAAACGCUUCAGAUCUGCUCUGCUCCAACAGUAGCACCAGGGUCGGGCCUGGACAGCCGGCGGCACAUCGACCCCAGUGUGAAGGAGCUCGAGUACAACCCGCGCUAUGACGAGCUGUUCGCGCCCGUGCUCGGACCGGCCAACCCGGCGCAGACGCAGCAGAUGCGCGCCGAGCGCAACACGCUGGCCGGCUAUGUGGAGCCGGCUCACUUCAGCGCCUUCCAGUUCGAGAACCAGCGCCGCACAUUCACCAGCUUCGGUUACGCGGUGGACCCGAGCACAGAGGCGGUGACCGAUGACGGAGCGGCGCGCAUGGUGGGCGCCGCUACCGCCUCCACCAGCGCCGACGGCGCGCACACCGUCUUCGAGAAGCCCAAGGAGAAGCGGCCGCUCGACAAGCGAAAGCGCGAAAAGAAUUCUGACGCCAGCGACAUUGACGGCUACCUGGGGCCCUGGGGCGGAUUCGUCGACGAACAGAAGGUCAUGAAGCCCUCGGAGGAGGAGCAGGCCGAGCUGGACAUCAUCACGGCCAAACGUCAGAAGCGCGGCAAGCAGACGGACGACAAGCCGAUGGAGGAGCGCACCAUACUGCACGUCAAGGACGCCUACGACUACCAGGGCCGCUCGUACCUGCACGUGCCGCAGGACGUGGGCGUCAACCUGCGCUCAGAGGAGCCGCCCGAGAAGUGCUUCAUCCCCAAGAAGCUGCUGCACACCUGGCAGGGACACAGCAAGGGUGUGCACGCCACACGCUUCUUCCCCAAGUCGGGUCAUCUUAUUCUCUCCUGUGGCAUGGACUGCAAGAUCAAGCUGUGGGAGGUGUACAACCAGCGGCGCAUGCUGAGAACCUACCUGGGACACCGGCAGGCCGUGCGCGACAUCUGCUUCAACAACGACGGCACACAGUUCCUCUCGGCAGGCUACGACCGCUACAUAAAGCUGUGGGACACGGAGCGCGGCGAGUGCAUCUCCCGCUUCACCAACAAGAAGGUGCCCUACUGCGUCAAGUUCCACCCGGACGAGGACAAGCAGCACCUCUUCGUGGCUGGACUCUCCGACAAAAAGAUCCUCUGCUGGGACACCCGUUCCGGCGAGAUAACGCAGGAGUACGACCGGCACCUGGGCUCGGUCAACACUAUCACCUUUAUCGACGAGAACCGGCGCUUCGUCUCCACAUCGGACGACAAGAGCCUGCGCAUCUGGGAGUGGGACAUCCCGGUGGACAUGAAGUACAUCGCCGACCCGUCCAUGCACAGUAUGCCGGCCGUCACGCUCUCACCCAACGGCAAGUGGCUGGCCUGUCAGUCGAUGGACAACAAGAUCUGCAUCUUCUCGGCCAUCAACCGCUACAAGCUGCACCGCAAGAAACAGUUCACCGGACACAUGGUGGCUGGGUACGCGUGCGGCCUCGACUUCUCACCGGAGAUGAGCUACCUGGUGUCGGGCGACGCCGACGGAAAGUGCUACGUCUGGGACUGGAAGACCACCAAGCUGUACCGCAAGUGGAAGGCGCACGACGGCGUCUGCAUUCAGACCAUGUGGCACCCGCACGAGACGAGCAAGCUGAUCACGGCCGGCUGGGACGGCGAGAUCAAGCUGUGGGACUGAGCGCGCGCGGCCACCCGGCCCCGAUCGCUGUGCGCCUCCGAUCGCGGAGAUACGCGAUAUACACAUCGUUCGUCAUAUGUAUUUUCCCAGUGUCAUUGUCACCCGAUGAUCGCAGCCAUGUUACGAAUGCGGAAUACAGGAUGAGUGGCCCGC
Messenger RNA from Amphibalanus amphitrite, 2254 nucleotides. Its product is annotated as pre-mRNA-processing factor 17-like. NCBI's taxonomy places the organism in Eukaryota, Metazoa, Arthropoda, Thecostraca, Balanomorpha, Balanidae. The record is from RefSeq and is a predicted model, not a curated record. The transcript has 9 exons. Gene Ontology annotation, biological process: mRNA splicing, via spliceosome. Bases 374 to 2101 code for a protein of 575 amino acids. Gene Ontology annotation, molecular function: protein binding; mRNA binding. Gene Ontology annotation, cellular component: catalytic step 2 spliceosome.